Messenger RNA from Owenia fusiformis, 735 nucleotides. The record is from the annotation of a GenBank genome assembly. NCBI's taxonomy places the organism in Eukaryota, Metazoa, Annelida, Polychaeta, Sabellida, Oweniidae.
GGAGAUUUGUGGAUAACAUAAAAAAUCGAACUCCUGGUCACCAAUUGCUGGCUACGCCACUGUGGAAGUAUGCAGAAAAUGGAAACUGAAGACAAGAUUUAUGAAGAUAACGCAAAGAAUGCCUUUAAUAAGGUUUCAACAUUUGCUGAAUAUGAUGAAGUGCACAAUCAUUACAAGAAUACAGCAGAGACCUAUGACAAGAUGACAGCGAGCUUGAAUUAUAAUGGUCCAAAAGAUCUACUUAAAGAGUUAUUUGAAGUUGGGAUGAAGUGUGACUGGAAGAUUCUGGAUGUGGCAGCUGGCACUGGGAUACUUGGAAGAGAGUUACAACUGAAUGGUUGCUUCAACAUUGAUGCUUUGGAUUGUUGUCAGCAAAUGCUAGAUAAGGCAAAGGAAAAGAAUAUAUACAGAGAGCUUAUAUGUUCAAAAGUUGGAGACGGCGCAGUCCUACCCAUAGGGAGCAACACAUACGAUGCUGUUGUUAUGAGCGGAGCAUUCUUUCCAGAACAUCUCCAAACUGAUAGCUAUUUGGAACUGACUAGGAUAGUUAAGUCAGGUGGCCUGAUCGGCAACAUUCACCGAAAAAGCAUUCUAAAACACCCAAACUAUCUUGGCCUCAGUAACUUCAUCAAGUCCUAUGAGGAAGAAAAUAUUUGGCGUUUGAUCAAAGAGAAAGUGACAAAAAAUUACUAUAAUGGUGUGGAUGGUAUGUUACAAGUAUUCAAAAUACUCUAG